UCGUCAAUCACACACACAAGUGAAGCCAAAGUACAUUUUUAAAAAAGCUUCUUCUCUACACUUGUUUUCUAAAAUAUCGACUAGUCUCCUCGAAGGUGUGAAAAAGUACUUUGGGGGGGGACCUCGCUUUAGGCCCCGAGACUUUUUCGGUAACUCUUUUUUGUGUGUGUGUGUGUUGUGGUAGUCAUGCUCCGGCGCUGGAUUAGGCACGCGGUGGGGGGUAUCGCGGCCCUUCCGGAUCGCAGUGUCCCCUCCGCCAGCCCUGCCCUGCCGAAAGGGAUGCGCGGCAUGCACGGCAAACCCACCUCCGGGCAUAAGGUGCGCACGCAGCACAGCCGACGGUGGUGGAUGCAGUCCAAGGCGCGCCACCUCACCGCCACCCCGCACGAGGAGGCCCGCUCGCGUCCACACUUCCCAGGCUACACGGAGGACGUCGACCGGCCGAUGGUGGUGCCGGACGGGGUCUGUUGCAUGAACUGCGAUAAGGAAAUCAACACGGAGGAUGUGAAUAGCUUUGUGUGGGUACCCGCCGGUAACGCUCGCGUGCCGACGCCGGAGGGGUACUUCUUCCAUUUUCACUGCUUCAAGUGUUGGAACUGUAAGUACAGAAUCAUGCACAAUCAAUUUUACACUAAGGAUAACAAAGCGUGGUGCGUUCCGUGCGCCCUCGGCAGGGACAUUCGCGUUCCAACGCGGCGAUGGCACACGUCCUAUGUGAACACGCAUCGCACGGGAUCCCGUAUGACCGGGCAAUUUUUCCCACGGCAUAAGCACCAGAUGGAGUUUCUCUUUAAUCCGAAUGAAUAA
Molecule: messenger RNA, 807 nt
Organism: Phytomonas sp. EM1
Lineage: Eukaryota; Euglenozoa; Kinetoplastea; Trypanosomatida; Trypanosomatidae
Source: the annotation of a GenBank genome assembly